AUGGGUUUCAAUUUCACAUUCCUCUGCGACUUGCUGCAGAGGCUGGAGGACGACCGGACCACAAAAACAGCGUGGGGAACAGACAUUCCUGACUUCCGGACAAUUCGACAGUGGUUUAAGAAACAUGAUGGUCACAUUAAUCAUGAUGGCACGGACAGGCUAGCCUUACUGUCAUGCAUGUUUCCAGAAAAACGGACCGAUCGUGUGUUUUGGUUACAAGAAACCACCUUGGCCAGGGUCAUCGGUCGCUGCUUGGGUUUAGGAUCCUCACGACUGUCAGAAUUAGACCAAUGGCGAAAGCCAGGGGGUCCAGAUCUUGGGAGAUGUGUUGAGACUGUGAUGGGUCAAGCAGAGAAUCAUGUACCCCAAGGUCGAGAAGUCACCACUAAGGAGAUUGACCUGGCCCUGGGGAUGAUCGCAUCACGGUGUCGGUUCUCUGGGCCCGAUGUACGCCGACAGCAGACCGCUGUCGGCGUCCAGAGUGUUCUCACUCCUUUAUACCGCCGCUUGAGUAGCCGUGAUGCUAAGUGGCUCACUCGUAUGAUUCUGAAGAGCUACGCCCCAGUCAUAAUCCCGCCCAAGCAUGCCUUGGAACAAUUCCAUUUUUUGCUCCCGCAUCUCCUCCAAUUUCAAAACACUUUUGAAGGAGCCUUACGAAUGCUAGACCAACAGCCCAUGAAAUAUUUCCCACCUCACCCGAAUCCAAAAAUGGCUGCUAGCCUAUGUGCAAUGGCUCUGGAGUAUCUUCAACCGCAGAUGGGUAUCAAGAUUGGACGGCCUGAAUACUUCAAGGCUCGCGGUAUCAAACAUUGCCUUAGUAUGACCAACAUGCGUCGAAUGAGUGUUGAACGGAAAUACGAUGGAGAGUAUUGUCAGAUACAUGUGGAUCUUACAAACCAACGCACGCCAUUUCGUAUCUUCUCCAAGAGUGGAAAAGAGUCAACGGAAGACCGGUCCGGUAUUUUCCCCAGUUUAGAGAAGUCGCUGCGGAUUGGAUCAAAAGAUUGCAAGUUUUCGCAUCGCUGCAUCCUCGAGGGCGAGCUAGUUGUAUGGAGUGACGUGCGUGGGGAGAUUGUAGGUUUUCACAAACUUCGAAAGUUUCUUUCUCGCUCUGGGAUCAUGAUUGGCAUUGAUAACGACUCGCCGUAUGUUUUAACCUCUUACUAUAUGGGUGAAUAUUUACUAAAAACUAGCAGACCCCAACCCUAUGAACAUUUGAUGAUCAUCUUCUUUGACAUACUGGUCUUAGAUGAUGAUAUCUGCUUGAGGAAGCCUCAUCGGCAAAGAAGACUGCUACUAAAGGAUGUGGUGAGCCCUAUUGACGGUCGAGCCGACCUCGCUCACCAGGAAGUACUUGAUUUUGCUCAUCUCGAAAGUCGAGAGCGACUUGAAGUAAGUUUUGCACGAGCCAUUUCCCAACGUUGGGAAGGUUACGUGCUUAAAGCUUCUGAUGAUCCAUAUUUUCCUAUAUACGCUGCUGGUACAAACGCCUCGUUCGGACGAUGGAUCAAGUUGAAGAAAGAUUAUAUCCAGGGUCUUGGGGAUACACUUGACAUUGCAUUGGUUGGGGCCUACUAUGAGGUCAGAGACGCCGCCGCUCUCUCGUCAGUGAAAGGACUCAAAUGGACGCAUUUUUUGGUCGGCUGUCUGCAGAAUAAGGAAGCUGUUCUGGAACUUGGUGAAACUCCCCAUUUCCAAAUAAUUGACGCUCUUCAUCGGCAUUCCAUGCAUAAAGACAACAUGCAAGCUCUGAAUCAACAUGGCGAGUUUUCUGCAUGUGAUCCAGACGAAUGUCCUGCAUUUUCAGUUGAAUACGGGUAUAGGGAACUAUCCAGGGCUUGCGUACUUUUCAAAAAGCCCUUUGUCGUGGAACUGAAUGGCAGUGGGUUUGAUAAGCCAUCCGGUGCUAGGUACUACGCCCUUCGUCACCCGCGCAUUCUGAAGAUUCACACAGAUCGAACGUUUGAGGAUGCCGCAUCCUUCCAGGAGUUACAGCUUCUAGCUGAAGCUGCCCGCUCUGUACCAACAGAGGAGCUGGCUGAUGAGAUAGGGCAUUGGCGCAAGCGAUUAAAGGUUAGCAACGGACUCAAUCAGUACAUCGUUCCAAGAUCGCGCAGUCUAUCGUCAACAUGCAGCUCAGACUCCGAAUCUGAAGGGGAUUCAAAAUCAAAGACCUCCCACGCCACGUCAUACGACAGCGAAAAGGAGCAAAUCUCAGAACCGAGAACACAUCAAAGCCAAAGUCAGGAUUUGGAGAAGCCUACUCGCAUUCAGAGAGAAGAUAAUACGUCAGGAACUCCUGUUAUAUACCUUGACGACACGGAUUCAAGCUCGUCUUCAAGCAGCCCUCGCCUCAACGAGAACAUCUUGAUUGAAAAUGAGAAUCUAUCAUCGCGACAACAUACCAGCCAAACAAAACAUGGCAACACGCACGAGACAGGAGAUGAUAAGAACCCUCUUGAAAACUACGAGUCGCCGGUGAAGACGGAGAUCCCAUUCUCAAGUCCGCAAGGUGUUUGGCACAUCUCCCCGGUCAGCGAAAAAAGCACCCAACCUGGAAAAUAUUAUGUUCAAGCACCCGACAAUUCCGGAUCGAUGUCGCAGGAGAGUGCCCUACAAUCACCAUUAAUGACAAUUCCAGUAUACAUGUCUGGGCCCUCGUACAUGCAUCAUGAAACUGAUACGUCGGGUCAUGCUGGACUUCAUGAGUUCAUACAGGCACUCAACUCCCAAUCUUCAAUUGAUUCUCUUGAAAAGUCAAACCCUAAGGCUGUCUGCCAAGGCAUGGCUUUUGGAAUCGUCCUGGUCAACCCAAGUGAACACCCACUCGGCAAAGAAAUCCACCUCGCAGCAAAUGCUAUAUCUGAAAUAUUUCGGUGCAAAAGAUCUUGCCUUCCCACCCGGUGCAAGAUUUUCUUCUUGGACUCGGCUAUUUUGCAACAGGAUAUUAAACCUGAAGAUCCUAUAUUUUGCGUACAAGAAACUUGGUCAGAGCUUGGUCAUCAGUACUACUACGCCUGUCUUCAGUGGGGCUUGGAUGAAAACUCCAAAGGUGGCACUAUGGUAGAUACAUCUGGUUCUUUCAUGAUCGAGAAUCACUGUGACAACCCAAACAGUCAUACUUCGCUUGCACUUUCGGUGACUUUUGACGAGAGUGAGAUCCUAGCACUAGGCGAGACCACCACCAAAAAACCAGCAAUCCAAUAG
Molecule: messenger RNA, 3207 nt
Organism: Penicillium manginii
Lineage: Eukaryota; Fungi; Ascomycota; Eurotiomycetes; Eurotiales; Aspergillaceae
Product: ATP dependent DNA ligase domain protein
Exons: 1
Coding region: 1-3207 (1068 amino acids)
Biological process (GO): DNA recombination; nucleotide-excision repair, DNA gap filling; double-strand break repair via nonhomologous end joining
Cellular component (GO): DNA ligase IV complex
Molecular function (GO): DNA ligase (ATP) activity; DNA binding; ATP binding
Source: RefSeq, a predicted model, not a curated record